UGGAGUUGCAUAGGGCGGGUUAUUCCACCGAGAGGCUGGUACUUCUUCACUCUGACAAAUCGAAAAGCUCUCUCCUGGAGUGACGCUGAUGGAAGCAAUGCAAACCAGAUAUAUUCAGUGGAGACCAGCGCUGGAGAUAGAAAGGACUCGGGUGGACUUAGUCAAGAAGGAAGGACUCGGGUGGACUUAGUCAAAAAGGAAGGACUCGGGUGGAUUUAGCGAAGAAGGAAGGACUCGGGUGGACUUAGUGAAGAAGGAAGGACUCGGGUGGACUUAGUCAAGAAGGAAGGACUCGGGUGGACUUAGUCAAGAAGGAAGGAUUCGGGGACUUAGCGACCACGACCGACCGUAGCUGAGAGUGGCCUAGAGGCAGAAGCUCCAGACCCCCAUGCCGGGCGUUGUCGCAGCUGGCCAGGUCUCUCCCAGAUCGCCUGCCUCAGCUCACCGAGUCCUCCCUGGAAGCUGGCUUGAACUCUGGGCCUGCAGCACCUCAGCUUGAUAAACACAUAUCGCUUGGGAAUAAUUUCUACUUGGACACCUACUGGCUGCUGAGAAAAUGGUCGUCAGCAUUGAUCUGGAAACUGACCUUCCAGAGCUCGUUCUAAAUGUUGGAGCGAUCACGCUUGGAAAGAAGAGCAGGGAGGAAAUGAAGAGCCGUUGUCUCAGGAGACGGGAGAUUGAAAGCGUCUCCCGAGCUCUGUGUGUGCUGCUGAACUCUGGAGGGGGCGUGAUCAGGGCUAAAAUUGAGAAUCAACAAUACAGUCUGAGCAGAGAUGGAAUAGGACUGGAUUUGGAAAACUCUCUUUACAGUGUUCUUCCAUUCGUUCAGAGAUGCCUCGACUUCGUGGAGAAAGACGGCCACUUCUAUGUUUUUGUGAAAUCGGGGGGUCCGGAGAGCUCCGAGCUGCCGAUCGUCACGUUGAAGACCAACCUGUACAUGAGAAGCAUGUCAUCCUCAGUCGAGGCCCCUGCUGCUGCUGCCCUGGAGCUCCUCACAGACAUGAAGGAAACUGGAGGGAGGUGGGACUUGAGACCAGAGCUGCCGCCAAACAGAGCCUGCGCCUGCGUAGAAGAAGAAUGUCAGGUGGAGGACUUGGCUGCUGAGUUUUUUCACAGGACAAAACUUCUCUACAAGGGGGAGUUCCCCUUCUGUAAAUCCACACACGUGGAGGUUAGGAAGGUCUCAACCAAACGACUGUUGAAGUGCAUUAAAAAGAUUAUCUCUCGAACUGUUUCUGCAUUUGCAAACACUGACGGGGGUUAUUUGUUCAUUGGUUUGGAUGCAAAGAAACAGCAGAUCAUUGGUUUUGAAGCAGAGGAGAGUGAUCUUGUGCAUCUAGAGAGUGAGAUCGGAAAGUGCGUCCGACAGCUGCCUGUCUAUCACUUCUGUGAGGAGAAGGAGGAGAUCAAGUACUUGUGCAGAUUCAUUGAAGUCCAUGGCCCAGGAGGUGUUUGUUCAUAUGUCUGUGCGCUCAGAGUAGAGAGAUUCUGCUGUGCCGUGUUUGCUAAACAGCCUGAUUCCUGGCACGUGGAAGACAACUGUGUGAAGCCGUUUACCACGGAGGAAUGGGUCAGGCACCUGAUGGAAGGCAGGGCAGGUUCAGGAAGGGGGAUUAGCAAUCAGGAUAUACUUAGCCAGGGUGGUUAGGUUUCUCUUGGGGAUUUAUUGCACUCAUACCAAGAACAGACCAAUAGAACUAUAUGAAUAUAAAAUUCAGCAACAGAAACAAUGCCCACAGGACAGAAGAAAAUCUAGCUUUGUAUCUAACAGAGCAUUUAAAUGUAGAAUAUGUACAGUACUCAUAAUGUUCAACCCCCAAACCUCGUGUAACAUAAUCAAUAAAUGCUUCCUCUUCCUCUUAAAACCUCAUUGUAAGUACACAGCACCUUUUCCUUAUCCAUUCAUCUUUUGAUGGACAUCUAGGCUGAUUCCACGUCUUGGCUAUUGUGGAAUUACAUGGAUGCUCACGUAUGUCUGUGGCAUUCUGACUUGGAUUUCUUUAGAUACCUACAGUGGACUAUCUGAAUGCUAUGGCAGCACAACCUUGUUUUUAAAGGAAACUCCAUAUUGAUUUCUAUAGCAGCUGUGCUAAUUUGCAUAUAUAGUAAACUGAUAGGAAAUGCAACAGGGCAAGAAGAUGGAGUAGGAGGGGAUUUAGUGACUUGCUAUGUACCCAGGCUAGCACUGAAUUCAUUGUGUGGUCCAGCUUGGCCUCAAGGUCUCGGCAACCCUCCUAUUUCAGCCUCCAGAAUGCUGGGAUUACAGCAUGAGCCAGGACAAGCAGGUCGGGGUGGGGCGAUUUUAACUCUGGACAAUAAGCCCAAGUUGGUCAAGAUGUAGAUUGUCAAUACGGAAAAGGAAAAGAGGGGAAAGGAGUGAGCAAGGAAGAAACUCCUAGAGCCAAACAAUUCAGCAGAGCAUCCCACCGACCUUCUCACUUUAUUUUUCCAGUAGUGUGGGGACCUAAAGGCCCCACCUUGCAUAGGUCCGAAAGGAAGUUACUGGGGGCGCGGCCUGGCUUGCUUUGAAAGUCUGAAGAAUACUUCUGCACUGCUGAGGAGUGUAUGAUCAGCUCAGGACCAUCCUUAAGACACACCCUGGAGGGGGGAGGGGGGAUUUCCAGGUGCCUUUAUAAGCUCUGUAAUACCUGUAAUAAAUGAGUCCCCGCUUGACUAGA
Nannospalax galili (Upper Galilee mountains blind mole rat) is the source of this 2678-nucleotide messenger RNA. RefSeq names its product schlafen family member 12-like. The record is from RefSeq and is a predicted model, not a curated record. Lineage: Eukaryota; Metazoa; Chordata; Mammalia; Rodentia; Spalacidae. The transcript is spliced from 2 exons. The coding region runs from base 557 to 1648 and encodes 363 amino acids.